GCGGAAGAAAGUGUCAGCAGCGCCCCUAGCGUCAGUUUGGCGCGGUUUGUCCAAAAUGGCAGUCGGACCCAUGUGAUGGGACAUGGACAUCGACGGGCCAUCGAAUUUGAAGCGCUCCAGCAGUGCCCCCAUGAUCAACGAACCCGCUCCGCCACCCCCGAGCCGUGAACUGGUGUUGCGGACGCGGCGAUUCUCUGCAAGUUGCAGUGGUGGCGGGAACGGGGGCAGCGAGGGUGAAGGGGGUCGUCCGAGCGGGGAUCGGGUGCUGCAGCUGCGGCGCGAGGAGCGGCUCGAGUUGGGCCGCGAGCAAGAGCACGAGCGCGAAAUGAUGCAAAUGUCGCAGAGCUGCGAGGACCUGGCCUUGCUAGGCACCCCUUCGACGGCGCCCCCGCCACCCCUGCCCGCCGCGCUACCCUCGCUACCAUCGUUGGCCACGCCCCCGCGACCCUGCUGGCUGCGAGGCGGCCACCGACCGCAGUCACCGUCGCCCACCAGGAAGACGUUCCUCAGCAGGCGCUCCCUGUCGCCAAUCGCCUUCCGCCCCAGCCCCCUCACCCCCGUCAAGCGCAAGUUUGAAAUCGACUCAGAUUCAGACUCGUGCUCCUCCUUUUCACCCCCUGCCAAGAGACCUUUUGGUGGAGAGACGAUGCUAAGUCCCAAUAGUGGCAAGUUCCUGUUUAGACCUGUAAGCUCGGUGACGCCUCGAGAUGAGCCGAUGGACGAGGGCAACGGCGGCCCAAAACAAAGUCCCCUUGCCCAGCAGCCGCCGUCCAAGAGUCUGCAGGAGCCCAAGGACACGAUCAUGGUGUCCCUGGACCCGAGCUAGUGCCCGCGGCUGCCCAAUUCCAAGCUGACUGAUUUUGUUGAGUGCAAAUAUUUUGAUUGAUUGAUGAGUGGCCGUUUUGACUGAUGCGGGGCUGAGCCUCGGCCGUGAUUGUAUAUAAAGAUACGACGAUAAUGCUCUUGUUUCAUUCGGGCACAAAACGCCUUAAGUUGCAUGUACACAUAUAUUAAAAGAUUUAAGUGUUGACUUGCAUCAGUUUUCUUAUAAUGCAAACUUUGAAUUUUUUGUUUCUCUGUAAAAAUGGACUCGGCGAGUCUUUUGUUUAUUUUUACCAAUGAUAAAGAAAGGCAAGUUCCAGUUUAGUCGGCACCUGUAGCGCGAAGAGUUAUUUCCUCAAUCUGGAGAUUUAAAAAAUUGUUAAAUGGUGUUAAAUUUUCAAUUUGCAUUUCUUACGUUGACUGUUGGUGGCGCAGUGAGGGCAAAUUCAACUGCUUGGGCCACAUCAUCAGGUUUCAAAUGUUUCGUUUCCUUGAAAACGUUUUCCGCCACUUCAGCGGGAGUUCCACCGGACACCAUGAUGUCCGUCUUGGUCAGUGCAGGACUCACACUCUUGGUUUUUAAUUUACCAUGAAAUUAUAUCAAAUUAAAUUAAGAAUUACUGUGAUUCGAAUGUUGGAUUUAAUGUCAGACAGUUCUUUCCUCAGACCCUCCG
Neocloeon triangulifer is the source of this 1496-nucleotide messenger RNA. Its product is annotated as P2R1A-PPP2R2A-interacting phosphatase regulator 1. Bases 83 to 826 code for a protein of 247 amino acids. NCBI's taxonomy places the organism in Eukaryota, Metazoa, Arthropoda, Insecta, Ephemeroptera, Baetidae. The transcript is spliced from 3 exons. The record is from RefSeq and is a predicted model, not a curated record. Gene Ontology annotation, molecular function: protein serine/threonine phosphatase inhibitor activity.